This is a messenger RNA of Benincasa hispida (wax gourd), 945 nucleotides long. Its product is annotated as Transcriptional coactivator/pterin dehydratase. NCBI's taxonomy places the organism in Eukaryota, Viridiplantae, Streptophyta, Magnoliopsida, Cucurbitales, Cucurbitaceae. Gene Ontology annotation, cellular component: plastid. Gene Ontology annotation, molecular function: 4-alpha-hydroxytetrahydrobiopterin dehydratase activity. The record is from RefSeq and is a predicted model, not a curated record. Gene Ontology annotation, biological process: tetrahydrobiopterin biosynthetic process.
UUCCUUUCAUUGCUAAAGGCCAACAUCAAAAUAAAAACCUAUCCACUAAAAUUUUCUUUGAAAAUAAAAAAGGAAAAGAAAAGGAAAAUACAAUCUCAUCCUUGAAUCAUGGCCACAGCCUCAUCCACCCACCUCCACCUCCCACUCCUCCCUCUUCCCCAUCACCGCCGCCGCUUCUCUUCCCCUCCCGCCAUUCUCCUCCGCCGCAACCGCCGCUCAGCCUCCGUCAUAGUCUCAGUAGGAGCCGACAAGCUGGGGGACUUCGGUGCCAGAGACCCAUUUCCGGCAGAAAUCGAGAGCAAUUUCGGGGAGAAAGUGGUGGGAUUUUCCGAUACAGAGCACAAAAUUCUGAUCCCUAACGUCCGAGCCUUGGCUCUGUCUCAGCAAGAGUGCGUUCCAGUUUCUUCACUGCAGGCUCCAAUGGCAGAGGAUGAAGCCCAAAAGCUCUUGAAGAAGGUGGUGGGUUGGAGAUUGGUGGAUGAUGGAAGAGGGGAAUUUAAGCUUCAAUGUUUGUGGAAAUUGAGGGAUUUUAAAUGCUGUGUUGAAUUGAUUAAUAGAAUAAGUAAGGUUGUGGAGAAUGUUGGGCACUUUCCUGAUCUUCAUUUGGAGCAGCCUAAUCAAGUUAGAGCUGAGCUUUGGACUUCACCCAUUGGAGGUUUGAGUAUGAAUGAUUUUAUUGUAGCUGCAAAAAUUGAUGAGAUAAAAACAUCGGAUCUUGCUCCCAGGAAAAGAGUUUGGGCAUAAUUCAACCACAUUUUCAUUUUCUUGAAGGCAAAAUGUUCAUUUUGUAUGAAGAAAACCCUUUUUUUUUUUAAUUAUUAUUAUUAUUAUUCCCUUUUUUUGAAUUUUAUUUCUUCUAAAAACCUUACGUAUACCAACUGUUUGAUAAUUUGAUUUCUUAGGCUGAUCAUGAUAAGCAAUGCCCCCAAAAAUUGUUCAGCAUGC